UGACAUCCCCCACAAUCUUGGAAUGCCCAAAAUCUGCUUCACAUCGUCCAUUUCCAACUUUUGUCUGAGAAAUUAUUUACAAAAUCUCACUUUUGAUUUAAUUAAUUAAGUGAAAAUUGUUGCAGGCCUCCCUCUAUUCUGUGUUUCUCUUAAAUCUCAAAGCCCUUCGAAAUUUUGAAGGGGUUUCAAUAAAGAUCGAGUUUUUACAGAUAAGUUCUCCCUAUCACCAUAUUUGAUUUACUUCCUUCUUUCUUUUUUUUCUGCUCGAGGAAAGAAGCCUUAAAAGUUAAAACCUUGUUUCAAGCUUAUUAAAGAUUCAACCUUUAUCUUCAUUUCUAUACAAAUCUUGAAUUGCUUGUUCAUUAGCUUCUUGCUUUGUUCCAAUUCGUGGGAUUUUAUAGGAUUUAUCUCAGGUUUCUUGAUGCAUAUAUUUGGGGUUUCAUUUCAAUUUCUGCAUCUUAGUUGAUUUAGCUUUUCUUCCCCAUUGUAAAAGUGCUGGCUUUAUAGCUUCUUAUACUGAUCAAUUUGGAGCUAAUUAGUUGAUGUUAGGAAUAAAUUUGGUUGGAAUAGCUGUUUCAUUUCAAGAUUUUGGUAGUUUGGAAUUUGAUCUAGGAUUUUAGCAAUGGGGAAACAUGGGGGGAAGAAGAAAAAAUGUGGUGGGCAUAAAUCAGGUGAGUCAAAUAUUAGGCAGAGUAAGGGAAACGAGAGAGCUUACGAUAAGGACACAACGAUGUUCGUGUUGAUGUCUCAGGAAUUGAAGGAAGAUGGGAAUAGGUUGUUUCAGAAGAGGGAUUAUGAGGGUGCUAUGUUGAGCUAUGAGAAAGGGAUAGAGUUGCUUCCGAGGAAUCACGUAGAUGUCGCCUAUCUUAGGAGCAAUAUGGCCGCGUGCUAUAUGCAAUUGGGUAUUAGUGAGUAUCCGAGGGCGAUCCAUGAGUGCAAUCUGGCUCUUGAAGUUUCUCCGUUGUAUAGUAAGGCAUUGUUGAAGAGGGCUAGGUGCUAUGAGGCACUGAACAAGCUAAAUUUGGCGCGGAGAGAUGUUGGAACGGUGCUCAAGAUGGAGCCUAACAAUCUCAUGGCGAUUGAGAUCUCGGAGAGGGUUGAAAUGAGAAUUGAGAGACAAGAAGGGUCUAGAGAAAAUGAGAUUCGUGUGAAUUUUGAGUACAAUGUAGAGGAGAAUGUGAAGGAGAAGAAAGUCAAUGGCAAGGUGAAAAGCAUUGUCAAUGGAAACAUAGAUAAGAGCGCGGAGAAGAAGGUUGAUCGCAAUGUAAAGGAAAAUGCGAAGGAGGAGAAAGUCAAUGGCGUUGGAGGGGGGAGUAGGGAUGAACAAACAAGACACGAGAAGAAAACAAAAAGAAAAGUGAGAGAAAGGAAAGUUGAUGUUGAUGUUGUGUUGAGAAAGGUUGAUGAUCAAAUCGAGGAAAGGAAAACUGAAGACAAAUUGGUGGUGGAGGAAGAAAGGUUGACGAAUGGUGCAGAGGAAGAGCCUACAAGAACGGUUAAGUUAGUGUUCGGGGAAGACAUAAGAUGGGCUCGGAUUCCUCUCAACUGCGAUAUUUUGAAACUGAGGGAGAUCAUUGUUGAUCGUUUUCCCAGCUCGAAGGCUGUUCUCAUUAAAUAUAGGGAUCAAGAAGGCGAUAUGGUUACUAUCACUUCAACAGAAGAACUGAGGUUGGCUGAAGCCUCUACCGAGCAUGGCUCUGUGAAGCUGUAUAUAGUCAAAGUUAAUCCUGACCAAGAUCCGUUAUUUGAGAGGAUUAGGAAAGAUGGCAUGAAAAAUGUUACUGAAAUCCGGACUGAUUCGGCUUGUAUAAGUGAUUGGAUCAUACGGUUUGCUCAGUUAUUCAAGAACCAUGUCGGAUUUGAUUUUGAAGCUUAUCUUGAUCUCCACGAGGUCGGGAUGAAGCUCUAUUCAGAUGCCAUGGAAGAGACAGUUACGUGCGAAGAAGCUCAAGGCCUUUUCUCCACUGCUGCAGAGAAAUUCCAGGAAAUGGCAGCCUUAGCAUUGUUCAAUUGGGGUAAUGUCCACAUGUCAAGAGCAAGAAAGAGAGUAUAUUUGGCAGAAGAUGCUUCGAAAGAACCUGUGCUAGCACGAGUCAAGUCUUCUUACGAGUGGGCACGAGCGGAGUACGUGAAUGCAGGAAAAAGAUACGAAAAGGCCCUAAAAAUUAAACCAAAUUUCUAUGAAGCCAUUCUAGCUCUCGGGCAGCAAGAGUUUGAGCAGGCUAAACUCUCUUGGUAUUAUGCAAUCGGAACCAAUGCUGAUUUGGAGUCUUGGCCUUCAUCGGUAGUUCUUGAGCUUUACAACAGGGCCGAGGACAACAUGGAAAAGGGAAUGCAAAUGUGGGAGGAGGAACAGCGAGUCAUCGAACCAUCCUGGCCUAACAAAACCGAGAUUCAGUUGCAGAAUAUGAAACUCAGCAAUGUGUCAGCAGACGAAGCUGCAGAACAGGCUUCAAACACACGUGCACAGAUACACAUAUUAUGGGGCACAAUGUUGUAUGAAAGAUCUAUGAUGGAAUUCAAACUAGGACUUCCCGUUUGGAAUGAAUGCCUCGAGGUUGCUGUAGAAAAAUUCGAACUAGCUGGAGCAGCUCAGACUGAUAUUGCCGUUAUGAUAAAGAAUCAUUGUUCCAAUGGAACAUCGUCAGGAGGGGGAUUCAACAUUCACGAAAUAGUACAGGCAUGGAACGAAAUGUAUGAAGCAAAAAAGUGGCAGAGCAUCGUUCCCUCGUUCCGGUUAGAACCACUGCUCAGGCGGCGAGUUUCAAAAAUUUAUCACGCCUUUGAAAAUGCAUAGCUGCUCUUGCUGAUGCAUCUGAGAACUGGCACUCAUCGGAGCGUUUGGUUGGAAGAGAGAGCGCUUUUUGCAUAUUUGGUAAGUAAGUUUACUAGUACCUGAUCCUUACUAGAGAUUGACUUCAUCAUUGUGUGAUUCACGACUUUUUAUAGUUUAAGCCUUUCAUUGCGUGAUUUGGAACUUCAGAUUAGUUCCCGGAGUUCAUUUAAAAGUUUCUUCUUUGAAGUUGAAAGAGAUUUUUUAGUUCGUUAUACUUAA
Messenger RNA from Salvia splendens (bonfire salvia), 3055 nucleotides. RefSeq names its product protein PHOX4. The record is from RefSeq and is a predicted model, not a curated record. The transcript has 2 exons. Lineage: Eukaryota; Viridiplantae; Streptophyta; Magnoliopsida; Lamiales; Lamiaceae. Gene Ontology annotation, molecular function: protein binding. Bases 623 to 2797 code for a protein of 724 amino acids.